This is a messenger RNA of Paramacrobiotus metropolitanus, 3046 nucleotides long. RefSeq lists its product as uncharacterized. NCBI's taxonomy places the organism in Eukaryota, Metazoa, Tardigrada, Eutardigrada, Parachela, Macrobiotidae. Gene Ontology annotation, cellular component: recycling endosome; plasma membrane; early endosome. The record is from RefSeq and is a predicted model, not a curated record. Gene Ontology annotation, biological process: iron ion transport.
GAUAAACAUCUUUAAUAAUAAACGAUAGCAUCUAUAGAAACAAAACUCGAAAAUAUUCACACUUGCACUGCGCUGCAAGCCUGCAUACUAUCGUUUUCUUCUUGAUCGCUGUCAAUGCAGUGGAACAAAAUGGCAUUUAUUGCGCAUAUUCUUCUCAUGGUGGUACUGGCGCUGUGUACCGGGAAGAUACGGAGCGAAGCAUGCAGUCCUGACCAGAUUUACAAAUGCCAAAAACCAUACUUUCGGCACCGCCAUGUGCUGAAAUUGUUGGAGUGGCCAAUGACGGAUGUGGUUGUCAAUGCCACGCAGCAACAGGUUCUUAACUACUGCAGAGAAAGUUCCAGUCGGCAUGGGAUCGACCGUUGAUUGACCAAGAGUGUUGUUAAUGAAGCGGACGACCACCGACGAAGCGAACAGAGCCGCACUUUUAGCUGCACUACACCGUGAUUCGGGCGCAUGGCUAAAUGCUUUGCCUGCACCUAAUUUGCGCACGUUCUUACGGGAUGAAGAAGUGCGUAUUGGCAUUGCACUUAGGUUUGGACUUCCAGUCGUAGAAGAGCACAACUGUGUGAACUGCGGAAGCCAUGUGGAAACAAAUGGUCACCACGGCUUAUCCUGUUCCAGCAGCCGAGGAAGAUGGCCUAGACAUGUCGAACUCAGCGACGUAACAAAGCGGGCUCUGGAACAUGCUGGGUAUCCAUGUCAAAGCGAGCCACUGGGACUGUCCGGUAUAAACAAUACGCGGCCAGACGACAUGACUCUCGUCCCUGUACGUGAUGGCAAAGCGCUCGUUUGGGACGCUACAGGUUGGGACAUAGUAGCCUUAUCGCACGUGCGGGCAUGCGCGAGUGCAUCCGGCAGUGUUGCGCUUUUAGCCGAAGACAGGAAACGUCAUAAGUACGUGUUUGUGGAAGAAAUGGGAUAUCUUCUUUAUCCCCUGGCGGUCGAGACCUUUGGAACCUUUGGUCCGGCAUUUGCGGAGCUUAUUCGUUUCGUUAGCAGAUAUGCCGGGCAGGCGCGGAUGCUGGACGAAUCGUCGACGGAGUGUCAUGUGGGCCGGAUCCCGUCCAGCCUGUGGAUUACGCGACAGAGCUUCCAGUAUGCCCGUUAUGCGGCACAGAAAUUCUGGGAAAUCCAUCUGUCGUAUCAGUCCAGCGGCCAGCAGAGACCGCAGCGGUUGACCAGCCCCAGUCUCUUUGUGGGCAGCUACAGGGAUAACGCACAGCCAUCUGGUGUCAAUUUCAAGUUUGAUACGGUGCUAACCGUGGAUAAUCAUUUGGGCUCGUAUAAGGCGUAUCUGGAAGAUCCUAUCGUCUGCAGUGCGUCCGAACGUGCCAAAUUGUGUACUACUUCCGCUCUGGAGCUGGAGAGGUGCGGCCUAAUGAAGCCAGCGUUCCAGGCACAUCGCAUCCGCCCUGAACUCGAAUGUCAACCACCGGUGAAGAAUCCAUAUAUCUGUCUGACUAAAAUCAACGCCAACCAAACUGAUAUUGCGAUGGUCGAUGUUGGUGACCUUGCCGGAAGUCACUUCAACGCCAUCCAGCUGGCUCAGGAGCGCUUCGUUAGCCGUGACCGCCUGGGCAGCAGCAGCUCCAUCUUCGACGAGGCUUACUCCGUGGCUCUGGUUCGCGAUCCCAACAUCCGCAGCCUGAAUGACCUCCGCGGAAAGCACGCCUGCUUUAGCGGUGUUUUCGAGGCUAACGGUUUCAUGCUGCCCAUUAACGCGCUACGCCGCAACGGCCUCCUAGGACACAGUGACUGCCAGAAUAUCCGAGCGGCGGCAGAUUUCUUCGGGGACUCCUGUCUGCCAUGUCUGUCGGAUGCCGAGCUCAAUACUAACGUGUGGACCGACGACAAGGCCAAGCUGUGCCGCCGGUGUCAGCGCGGUGAGCAGUCGUGUGCGCGGGGUGGGGACAAUAAGUAUGACGGGGAGAUGGGCGCGUUGAACUGUCUGCGCGACGGAAAGGGGGAUGUGGCGUUCGUGUCGCACACGGUGCUGAACGAGAUCCCCGAUGAGCAGCGGAGGAUGUUCUGUUUGGUGUGCGGACAGGCGAAUUCUGGAACGGCGCAGGGGAUCGAUUCGUAUUCAACUUGCAGUCUGGCGAAGGCGCAAGGUGCUUUAUUAGUAUUCCAUUACUCUUUGCACUGCUUCAGAUACAAACCGUUGGCGGAGAAGCGCCGCUUGACGGACAUGCUGCUGACCGCUAGCAGCCUCUUCAGUGCCGACCUGACCAUCAACAACUUCCAGAACGUCCGCAUUGAUCUGCCCUCAGGCGCCAUGGACCGUGCCCGCAAGACCUACCACAUGUUCGGCAAGCGCAACCGCAACGACUCUUACCUCACCUACUCGUCGUCCUCCAGCUUCUACGGCCAAACUGGUCGGACGGGCGGUAGCCAAUACAACAGCGGCAACAACCAAUACAACAACCAAUAUCAGAGCAACCAAUACCAGCAAAGCACCUCAUCGUACUACAACAGCAACAACAAUUAUCAACAGCAGCAGAAUCAGCAACAGCAAUCCCAGUACAGCAAUCAGCCGCUGAGUACCCUCAACACCGCCGGGCACUACGCCAUCUUCAGCCCGUCGGCGUACGAUCUGCGCGGUUUCGGUGACGAUAACACUACCCACGUGGGACUGGCGCUGGGUUCGUACCGGGAACUGGCCGAGCGGAGUAACUGGCGGGUGUGCAUUGAUACCGGUACGGCCGGCCGCCCAGCGGUGGCGGGGAUGUUUAGUGUUCUUGUGAUGGUGGUGCUAAGCAGGAUCCUGUUGUUUGAAUGGUCAACGGUGGGAGUUUAGUUUUGUAUUAACGUUUUUGUCCAGGAUUUUAUUGGGAGAAUAUGUGCCACUGAUACCAAAAUGCGUAGCGCGUUGAGGGGUUCUUCGAUUUCGUUUUUUUGUUGCAGGACUUUUUUGUGGAAUACAUUUAUGUACCCAGUAAAAACUAAUAUUAAUGCAAUCGCCGGUUCAUACGAGAUACAUAUUUGUGCCGAAUAGUCGUUGUAGAUGUUGUUUCUUGUGUAAUUAAUAAAGAUACUGUCACGA